Brassica napus (rape) is the source of this 4863-nucleotide messenger RNA. RefSeq lists its product as uncharacterized. The transcript has 11 exons. The coding region runs from base 3019 to 4032 and encodes 337 amino acids. NCBI's taxonomy places the organism in Eukaryota, Viridiplantae, Streptophyta, Magnoliopsida, Brassicales, Brassicaceae. The record is from RefSeq and is a predicted model, not a curated record.
AUCCAAGACCAUUAAAAUUUUAUUAACAUACACUAUAAAAUAAUUAAAUCAUGAAAAAAUAUGAUGAAUAAUACACAAAUACACUUUUAAUAGAAUUUACGACGUAGACUUCAACGGCAGUCUACAUUUGUAGAUUUACAAAAACGUCUACACUUAUUAUCUAACAUAUAGUUAAUCCAAAAAUUUCUAGUGUAUUUGGCGCAUGCCUGAUACACAAAGGCGUACAAAGUGUGUCUUAGAUAACUCGAUCAAGUUCCGUACUUGUUGAUUAUUCGUGACAGGUAUAAGAGGAGUAUUUGCCUAUUCGGAGUCAUUUGUUUUAAAUGAUGUUUGGUAAGGAAUAUGUUAGCACCAUCUUCUCAAUUUUGUUGUCCAAAUCAUAAUCUUCUUGUGUCAUUUCAAAAAGUUUACCAUGUAUACAGUCAUCAUGCACAAGGAACAUUCUUCAACUUUUCCGAUUCUUCAUCCCUUUCGAAUAUUUUGUCACCCAAAAUGUAUUUGGCCCAUGCUUCACACUCGCUCUAAGUUUCCAACCACAUCCUCGAACACGACACUUAGCCACAUACAGAGUUUUCGUUGUUUUAUAUGCUGAGAAUGUAAAUUUAUAUUCCACAGCCACCGACUUCAGCUUUGAAACAAGCUCAGCCUUACUAGCAAAACUAUAAACGAAGACUUACAAAUACGUCUACAAUUAUUAGCUAAUAACAUUGUCAAAUCAAAUGAAUUAUAUCUUCAUAAUUAUAAAAAAAUUUCUUUUCAAAAUCACUCAAACCCAUUAGGAUUAACUAACACACACUGUCAAACAAAAAAAACUAGAAAAAAAUUAAUGAAUAAUACACAAAUUCACAUUUUUAUAGAUUUUUCUAUGCAGACUUAAUAUUUAGUCUCUGAAGAUGUAGACGUUCUUUUCAAUUUACAGACGUAGACUGUCAAAUAGGUCUACUCUUUGGGUUGGUUUUUGCAAUUGACCAUUUUACGGGUUGCUUUCUAUAGUUGAAUAAAAGUUGUGAUUUUGUAAAUGUAGGCUUUCAUUUCAGUGUACAAUUUAAAAAUGUUACUUUUUGCAAUUGACCAAAAUUCAUCCAAGAUUUGACUUUCAGAGUUUUCAAGUCUACAAUAUGGGUUUAAUUAUGACAUGUCUUACCACAAUUAUGACAUAAAAUUCAAAUAGAAACAAUAAAUAUAUAGUAGUAACCAUAAAAAAAUUAUAAGCAACAUAAAUUAAAUCUUAGAUAAAAUUUAUCAUAAACUUAUACACUCAACAAAUUAAUAAAAAAUAAAUAAAAUAUUUAUUUAUUUUAAUAGUAAUUUAUAUAUUUUAAUUUUUCUAAAGAGAACAUCAAUCUAUGGUAAAAUUGUAAUAAGAUAUUGUGUCACUACCAUAUUUUUAUAAAUAAUAUUAUAUUAUUUUCGGCAGUUAUUACAUGAUGUUAAGAUUAUUGUAACAUGACCAAUUUAUUAUAGAUAUUUACAUUUUGAUAAGAUUUUUAGACAUUUAAUAAUCUUUGUAAAAUAUCAAAGAUAAGUAAAGCUAUAUCUAAUCAAGUUUGUAAACUAUUGAAUUGUAUUUAAAAUUUAAUUGUGAUAAAAUAAUUUAAUGUAGUGAUCAUUAGCAUUCAGGUAUCUUUUAUAAGUUAAAUAUGUUUUACUAAAACCGACAAAUAAAUUUUUAUUCUUAAAAAAUAAGUAAAAUAGUAUAAAAAUUAUUAUUUCAAAAAACGAAAAUUAUUUUUUAAAAUACAAUAAUUUAAAUACAAUGAAAUUAUAAAAUUAAAAUAGAUAAAAAAUUACAAAUGAUUACUUUAUACUUUUAAAAAUUAAUGUAAUAAAAAUAUUUUCUGAACAAAAAAUAAAAGUUAUUAUUUUUCGCAUGGUACAAGAAACCAUCUAGUAUAUUAUUUAUAAUUUGAUAUACAUAAAUUGGAUCAUCAUUGUUGUAAAUUAAAAUUGUUAUUUUAUUAAUUGUUGAUUAUUUUAUACUUAUGUGAUUCAGUAACCAUAAAUAAAAUUAUUACUAUCCUUUCUAAUGUUAAAUUUAUAGCUAUGUGAUGUAUUAUAGUUGCUAAAAUAAAAGGAUGAUAUAUAACUUUUCAUUCUGAAGCGUUCAAAAUUAAAACAAAAGGUUUUUACUUCUUGACCUUCUUUUUCAGAAAGGGAUAAUAUUCGCACAUAUGAUUUAGAAAGGGAAAAUACUUAACUAAGUACAAAAUCAAUGCCAAUUAAUUUAGAAAUUCUAAAACUUUGGGAAAGCUUCCAUAUGCCAAAUCACUAACCGUAUCACAGAGAAUCUGAAAUCUCACUAAACGUUUUUAUGGGAAAAACAAUAGAGCAUACUGCUUUCACGUCUAAUUUGUGAGAAAACUAAAACCCACGUCUGUUCUGAAAAGUCAAAGAUCUCCGAAAGCUAUCACUACCUUGAUCAAAACGCAUUGCUCAUCUCAAAUUUUCCAGGGCCUUCUACUGAUUUGUAAUGUCAUGUUUUAUUUUGUAAUACAAAUGCCGUUUGCUUCAACAUCGUAAACAAAAUCUCUGAUCAUUGAUUAGAUCAUUCCUAUUGUCACAUGUUUUAAUUGUAUCGCUCGAGUGUUUUGGCUCUUUAUAGUAUUGUUUAUAUCAAUUAACAGGAGUAAAGGUGUUGAUGGCAUUUGGAGCUUAGAAUCAAAAGUGGUACACUAAAACAUAACUAUGGGAAUCUUGUCACGCAGGUAAACAAGCAUCUUUAUCUCGUUUAUUUUCUUCUUCUUCUUCUUCUCUCUAUAGAUGCAGAUAAAGCUUUAGAUCAGAUGAUAAUUGUUGUUAGUACAGUCCAACUAAAUGUAGAAGAUCAGAAGAUCAUGGCAUGAAGCUUCUUGCAACUGCUUUGUGUUCUGUAACUUUUGGUAUUCUGAUUGGACUAUCAUUUCCAUCUUUAUGGAUCACUAAGGCUAGUCUACCAAAAACCCUUCUUCGUUCUGUUGCUCUCUCACAUAUAGAUUCAGAUACUGCAGCUCCUACACAGGCCAUUGAUAACUCAAAGGCAUGUUUUAUGUAUUUGUUUUGAGAAGAAUGACAACUUUUGUUUGCAUGUUUCAAGAACAAUGUGAUUCACAUUCUCAGAUAUGGGUUCCUUCAAAUCCUCAAGGCGCUGAGAGAUUGCCACCGGGUAUUAUUGCAUCUGAAUCAGACUUGUACUUGCGCAGAUUGUGGGGGAACCCUGAAGAGGAUUUGAAGAAUAAACCGAGAUAUCUAGUAACAUUUACCGUGGGAUAUAACCAGAGACACAAUAUAGAUGCAUGUAUUAAGAAGUUUUCAGAUAGUUUCACCAUUGUUCUGUUUCAUUAUGACGGGAGAGUAAGUGAGUGGGAUGAUGAGUUUGAGUGGUCAAAGAAUGUAAUACACAUAAGUGUCCUCAAGCAAACCAAAUGGUGGUACGCAAAGAGAUUCUUGCACCCGGACAUUGUAGCGCGAUACGAUUAUAUAUUCAUAUGGGAUGAAGAUCUUGGAGUUGAUCACUUUAACGCAGAAGAAUAUGUACACAUGGUCAAGAAGCAUGGCCUUGAGAUUUCACAGCCUGGUUUGGACCCAGAGAAAGGUUGUACAUGGCAGAUCACUAAAAGAAGAAAACAUGUCGAAGUCCAUAAGGAAACAGAUGAAAAACUUGAAUGGUGCUCCAAUCCUCCUCGGCCUCCAUGUGCUGCAUUUGUAGAGAUUAUGGCUCCUGUUUUCUCAAGGGAUGCAUGGCGCUGCGUGUGGCAUAUGAUCCAGAAUGAUUUGGUUCACGGUUGGGGUCUUGACUUUGCACUCAGAAGAUGUGUUGAGGAGCCUGCUUACGAGAAGAUAGGAAUUGUAGACUCUCAGUGGAUUGUUCAUCAGUUUAUCCCUUCACUUGGCAGUCAGGGAAAGGAAGAAAAUGGAAAAUCUCCAUUGGAAGGGGUGAGGGACAGAUGCCAUAUGGAAUGGAAAAUGUUCGAGAGCAGAGUAGAUAACGCAGAGAAGGAUUAUUUCAAAUCAUUACAAGUUCAAAGCCAAUCCAAGUCAACCACCGUUCAAUAGGACCUUAACCAUUUUUGUUGUAUUCUGGAGUGAUUCUUCCCAAUAUUUACAUACAGAUCUAUAUAGUAGUAAUAUAUAUAUAAAUACCUCUUAUAUCAGAUUCUACUGGAUAAUAGAAAGAGGCUUGUUAAUAAACUCUUCAAGAUUUAUCAAAUCACUUUUGCCAAAACAAUGAAGUUCAAAGAGCUGAGACAGAACAGGUGUGUCAGCGCGUCCUGCCUAGCCAUGCUGCCAUGGUGUGAGUUGAGUCUCCACACGUCAGUUGUGAGUCGACCACGGGAGAAAAAUGAGCUCUCCGCAACGCACCAUCUGGUUGGCUGAUCAGAACAGGUGUCAGAGGAACAGCAGACAACAUAACACAAUCAUUGGGUGGGGAUGAUCCUCUAACGACAACCUCUGUCGUGGUGACACAUGUUUAGACCACCGCUGGUUUUAGAAAACUCUAAUCGCCCAUCGUAAUAUGAGUGAUGGCUCUCUCUCUCUCUCUCUCUCUCUCUCUCUCUCUCUCUCUCUCUCUCUCUCUCUCUCUCUCUCUCUCUCUCUCUCUCUCUCUCAAAAGCGCUGUACAGUCUCUGUGAAUACAAUACAACAAUAAAACGUUAUUACCAAUGGGUAUUUCGCUAUUUCUGACAGCGUCAGAAGGAGUAGUACCACUUCUUGUUUCUUAAAGAGCAUGGUGAUUUCUGUUUUUCAAAUUGUUGGAUACGAUACUGAACCCUCCAUAGAGAUAGAGGAAGACAAGCCUAAAUAGGAUAGGAGAAGAAGAGUCUCGAUAACGCAGUUCAAGUCUCUGUGUUAAAACAGAGGAUAACAAGAAGAGAAAGGAGUAGA